AUGCCUUACAACACCACAGCCAUCCCUCCCAAGAAGGAGCCGACAGGCCAGGCCCAGCUACCUUUAUCGCGAAUCAAGAGGAUCAUUGCGCAGGACCAGGAUAUUUCCAUCUGCUCAAACAACGCCGCAUUUGUCAUAACCAUGGCCGCAGAGAUGUUCAUACAACACCUGUCAGAGGAGGCGCAUCACCAAGUUAAGAUUGACCCCAAGCCCCGCCGCAACAUUCAGUACAAAGACGUCGCCAACGCCGUGGCCCGCCAGGAGAGGCUAGAGUUCCUCGAGGACGUGGUGCCCAAGACCGUCCCGUACAGGAACAUCAAGGCCCACUCCGCAGAGACACAGUCGCGCCUCAAAACAGUCAACGCAGCAGGAGGGGGCGAUGAACCGUCCAUGGAACGCCCACGUACCGCUACCAACGGCAGCACCACCACGUCUAUCGUGAACGGAGACUCGACGUUUGGCAUGCUCACGAGCCCCAGGGCGGCGGCGGCGGUGAACGCGACACCGACCCACCCCGCGUCCGUGGCGGCUCUGGUGUCGGAGGAAGACCCGAGCCAGCAGCUAGAGCUGGAGAUGAGGCAAGCAAAUGGACAGAGAGGGCACGACGGGGAUGUCCACAUGUCAGGCUAG
This is a messenger RNA of Emericellopsis cladophorae, 630 nucleotides long. RefSeq names its product putative transcription factor-like protein. Gene Ontology annotation, molecular function: protein heterodimerization activity. The transcript has 4 exons. Gene Ontology annotation, cellular component: nucleus; CHRAC. The record is from RefSeq and is a predicted model, not a curated record. The coding region runs from base 1 to 630 and encodes 209 amino acids. NCBI's taxonomy places the organism in Eukaryota, Fungi, Ascomycota, Sordariomycetes, Hypocreales, Bionectriaceae.